CAGAUAAAAAGCAAAAGCAAUUCAUAUAAUAUAAAGAAAGAGAGAGAAAGAGAGAGAAAGAAAGAAAGAAAGAUGAAACGUUUAAGGUAGAAGAAGAGAGAGUGUGUGCGUACCUGUACCUGUGCUCUACCGCCGGAAAAUGAAGACGUCGGCCAUUGUUCACGAACGGAAGCAAAUGGGUUGCAUGGCUGGUUUCUUCCACAUGUUCGAUCGCCAUCACAUUUUGACCGGAAAAAGACUCCACUCCACCAAACGCCUUCCUCCUCCUCCUGGACCUCCUCCGGCUAUGGCUCCUAAUUCUCCACCGGAAUCCAAACAGAUACAGCCGGUACCACCGGUCGACCUUCCUUUAAAACGCCCAUUUCCUCUUGCCACAUUCGAAUUUAAGGAGAGGUCGGAAGCCAAGUCAUAUCCAUGGAAGCUAUCCAAAGAAACUCCAAGACUCUCUCUCGACAGCAGAGCAACUUUUGAUUCCAAGGGAAGCCUUCAACCACUGGAAAUCAGAACCAAAGGGUCAACAGUUUCAUCGCGACGGUCUGAAUGCAGUCAAGACAGAUCGGUAUCCAACGCAGACGACGAUAAACACCUCCGAUCUCCCGGCGUCGUCGCUAGGCUCAUGGGUCUUGAACUGUUACCUCAAAUGAACGCCUCGCCGGUCAAAAACGAACUCCGGCGAUCCGCUUCGGAGUCUAGGAUUGCGAGAGAAGUUUUCCUAGACAAUUUCCAGGAUCAAUCCAAAAAUUUAAUGAUGAACAAGCAAAGCAAUGUGAAGAGAAACAAUGCAAUUACCGGAAUAACAGGAUCUCAAACCAACCAGCUAAAGAAAGCGACUCAACAACAACAACAGCCUAAGAGCUUCUUCAACUCAGCGGAUUUCUUCCCAGAACCGAAACAUGAAGAGAUGGAGAAGAGACUGAGAAUGAGAGGGAUGGACGAGCAAUUCAAGGAUCUUGAGGCAUUGAAAAAUAUACUGGAGACUUUACAAUUCAAAGGACUUCUUCACUCGAGUAAUAAGAUCUCAGAUCAGCCUAAUAAGAGGAACUUCGUGUUAUCUGAUGAAUAUCCAAUCGUGGUAAUGAAGCCAUCUCGUUUGGCUAUGAAUAGAGGUGGAAACAAUUCAUCUACUAAUCUCCGAAGCAGAGAAGAUCUGAGGCGAGGAACCGAGAAAGCCAGUCAAGCAUUCAACUCAGUGAGUCCUCGCCGCCAAAGCCAACCACCGGAAGUCGAGCAAGGCAGACGAAGCCAAACGAAUGUAAAGAACAAGGAGAGGAUUCCAAACUCAUCGGUUGGAAGAAGAUCACCGUCCCAAAAGAAGGCUAAUGAGUUCACGGAACAAAGGCGAUCCGUUUCUCCGGUGCAUUCCCCAAGACCAAAUCUGAGGAGAAAUGGAUCUAAUCAAUCUGUCACGCCGAAAAACAAGAAACAGAUGGCAGCGGAGAUAACAUCCGGUUGUCAAGACGAUGAAUCUUCAUCCGUCUCCGAGAGCAGCGUCAGCAAUUUCUCACAAACCGAAAGAGAGAGAUCAAGAUGGGAGGAAUACAAGGGAGGUAAGAGUUUGAUAGAGAGAUGCGAUAAGCUACUUCAUAGCAUAGCAGAGAUAAACGCCACCGACUCCGAGUCACAACCGAGUCCUGUCUCAGUUCUAGACUACUACAAGGACGAAUCAGCCUCGCCUUCACCGAUCCUGAGACGAACAAUCAAUUUCAAAGAAUCGGACGAGGAAAUCUGGAGUCCUGCAGCAGUUUCUCCCAUGGAUGAACCAAACGAUAUCGAUUUCGCAUAUUUCACCAAAAUUCUACGUGCCUCCAGCGGUCUUCCUCAAGAACAGGAGUAUCAGAAACUUGGAAAAACUGGCAGGUCAAACAGGAAGCUGAUAAUGGACGCCGUAAGCGAAAUUAUAAAGCGGAAAGAGCAGUUACCGCCGUGGGAGUCGGAAUUUGAUGAGAAGAAGGCGUGGAUGGAAUUUGAGAGCAUGAGAGAGAGAGAAGUUACCGAUGAAAACGACGUUUACGAGAUGGUAUGCGCUGCUCUGAGGAAGGAUUUGGCCGGAGACGCGAUGAACGGUUGGCGAGAGCGGCGCGUGGAGAUCGGUGAGACGGUUGUGGAUAUCGAACGGUUGAUAUUCAAGGAUCUCAUCGAGGAGAGUAUUCGAGAUGUCGCUUUCUUUGGAGGGAAAACUGGUUCGGUUUCUGCAGAAGCAUGUAGAAGAUUGGAUUUCUGAAGGAGCUGCAAAAUAUUUGGAUCCAUUCGCGCGCAUUUUCUGUUGAAUUGCUGUUUUCAAAAAAAUUAUAUAUUUUGGUUCUUUUUUAUGAAAAAGAAGGUAAUAGUUUCUAUUUAGGAAAAUUAAUUUCUGUAUUGUUUUAAUAUUUUAUGAAA
Molecule: messenger RNA, 2376 nt
Organism: Impatiens glandulifera
Lineage: Eukaryota; Viridiplantae; Streptophyta; Magnoliopsida; Ericales; Balsaminaceae
Product: protein LONGIFOLIA 1
Exons: 4
Coding region: 140-2221 (693 amino acids)
Biological process (GO): regulation of monopolar cell growth
Source: RefSeq, a predicted model, not a curated record